AUGUCGUUCGCCGGUGGCAGGAGGAGGAGGCAGUUCCGGUAUUCCUCUCUAGCGGUGGUGUUGAUCGUCAUGUCGGUUUUACAGAUUUGGGUCUGCUCCGACGACCGGUACUGCAGAGCAGGGGCAAUUCGGGUACUUCCACCACCGGAUGGGAAUGUAAAUCAGCAUCAUCAUCUUCAUGUAUCAUCAGACCACCAUGAAGAACACGGAAAGAAGAAGGCUAGUAAAGAGGAGCUGUUUCGUAAGUUCUUCAGCGGGAUAUCAUCGGCUUCAAAAUUCAACAGCACUGAUAAGGGAUUCGAAGAUAGCAAACGAAGAGUGCCCAGCUGCCCAGAUCCUCUCCACAACUAG
Messenger RNA from Argentina anserina (silverweed cinquefoil), 351 nucleotides. RefSeq names its product CLAVATA3/ESR (CLE)-related protein 27. The transcript has a single exon. The coding region runs from base 1 to 351 and encodes 116 amino acids. Lineage: Eukaryota; Viridiplantae; Streptophyta; Magnoliopsida; Rosales; Rosaceae. The record is from RefSeq and is a predicted model, not a curated record.